Molecule: messenger RNA, 1327 nt
Organism: Drosophila innubila
Lineage: Eukaryota; Metazoa; Arthropoda; Insecta; Diptera; Drosophilidae
Exons: 3
Coding region: 1-1047 (348 amino acids)
Source: RefSeq, a predicted model, not a curated record
AUGCGUGUUGCAUUGGGAAACUUGCCACAGCUGUUGCCGCUGCUGCUGCUGUUGAGCUGUCUGCGCCUAGUUGCCACACUGAAUGACGCUCUGGCCGCACAGCUGGCAGAUGCAGAGGCUCAAGCAGAUGGAGAUUGGGAUGCAGAAGACUCCAAUGCGCCGCACAUACGCAAAAAACGGCUCGUUUGGAUUACGGAUGACGGUCGACUGGCGCUGCCGCCGGGCACAUCUCUAACGUUUACACCAACAAUUGCCAUGCCACUGGUACGACAUCCGCCCGAAGGCUUCUUCUCCAAUCUGACCAUCAGUUUUCCAGUGACAAUUGACUUUGACAAGCUCGGACUGACGGAUAAUCAAAAUCCUUUGGGAGAUUUGCCCUUUUUCGCGCGUUCCUUUGGCCACGGCGCGGGUCAAAUGGUCGGAGAGUAUGUCUCACGUUAUUUACAUGUCCAGCGAAGGAAACGUGAUCUCAGCGAGCAACGCAGCAGUUCCGAGGAGAAGAAACCCUUCAAGGUGUAUGAGGAGCUGUUGGAUUAUCCGGAGCUGCCUGCAGGAUUAAAGCACAUCUUCCAUGGCGGGGAGCGUGUCUUGCUUUACGGUGUCGUUGAGGACUUUUUGGCCACCUUUGGCAUGGAUGGCAAGGCCUGUCUAUUACGCACCAUUUGUGAGAUGCACUCGAGAAGCCUCGAGAAGUUUGGCGUCUUUGGCGAGAUGACAAAACUGUUUUUAACGGUUACCAAGUCGCCGUUUUCGGAGCUCAUUCCAGAGUAUGUGAGGGCCCAGCGUGUGGGGGAGGGGAAGCAGGCGCCGGGGGAAUGUUUCCCCUACUACAAAGCGUGUCCGAAGAGCAUUUUUAAGGCGCUGGCAAACAAAUACAGCGCACAGGCGACGACAACAACAACAGCAACAACAUCGACAGCAACAACAAGCAGGCCAGUGGGGGAGUAUCAGGAACAGCAGGCGGUGCUGUUGCCCAGCAGCAAGGAGCAGGAUCGGGAGCAGGAACUGGAACUGGAGCAGCUUAAUAUGAAUGCUCUUUACAUGUAAAUUGUGAACCUCUUCUAGUUUAAGCGGCAACAAGUAUACGACCUGUUGCCGAAAUGAGUGCACAUUGAAAGUCAUUAACAACUAAUUAAUUACUAAUAAUAAUUAGAGCGAUAAUUAUUUAUUGUAUUUGUAUUGUAACUAUUUAUUGAUUAGCUGUUAAGCGUUGUUAUUAACUUUUAGCGAAAUUAUCUUUGUUAUAUACCCUGUAAAUAAACAUUACUCCAUGUAACUCUGUCGCACAUACUAGUGCAGAAAUUGAAAUGAUAUAGACAAUAAUAAA